Messenger RNA from Salvia splendens (bonfire salvia), 1333 nucleotides. RefSeq lists its product as uncharacterized. The transcript is spliced from 7 exons. The coding region runs from base 134 to 1195 and encodes 353 amino acids. NCBI's taxonomy places the organism in Eukaryota, Viridiplantae, Streptophyta, Magnoliopsida, Lamiales, Lamiaceae. The record is from RefSeq and is a predicted model, not a curated record.
AAAAUUCAAUUUCCUUUCUCAUUUACGCAUACUCCUCUUGGUUUCCUUCUCCCUCAACCAUCACUCUCCGAAUCUCCAGUUUUCAUUUUCCCUUUGUUGAAAUUUUGUAGACUUAUAAUUUGGAGCUUUUGAAAUGGGGAUUGACGUUGAUUUAGCAGCUAGAAACAACAGACUGGUUCGCUUGCUAGCUGUAUCCUUGGCAUGGGCGACAUUGGAAAUAUUAUAUCAGGAGAAGAACAGGACGGGGGCUAGAAUCAAAAAGCCAACUUUAGCUGCAAGGUCGCCGUUCAAUGAGAGGGCUGUCAGACUCACAGCCAAGGCCAACAUAGUUGACAGAGAAUUGUAUUACUGGGUGCUAAGCACAACAACCACAAAUAAGGACGACGUUGUCUACAAGGACAGUUUCAAAGAAACAUUGCAUGGGGAGUUCCAAUCAUUAGCUCCAUUCAAGAGGGUCAGCCCUGCAAUUGUAGACACAUGGUCUUCUUAUUUGAACAACAUGGAGCAGCUUAAAGCGCCAGAGACAGUGUCUAGGCUGUUCUUCUCCACGAAUCCUUGUAAGAAAACCGUUGUCGACGCUCCGACGGAGUGGAAUGCGAAGCAAAAACUAGAUACAUUCUGGACCAGGCUCUUUGGAGAAGCGCUAGGAAUGAGUAUCCUUCAGUGGGAGACAUUUGAUAUGAUCUUUUUCCCAAUAUGGGGUGCAGCGCAGGAAUAUGUGAUAUGUUUUGAUUUGCCUGACGGGAAAAUGAAUAUCAUAGACCAUAGCUUCCCAGAACCGGACGCAUCUGUUGAAGCAAAGUACGGCAAGACACCAUUUCUUCUGAAAAAGUUCUUUUCUGAAGCACUAACGAGGUGCAAAGUUCCUAAGAUGGCAGCCCAGGUGAGAAAGUGCCGAACACACGUGGUCACCAUGCCGUGGAGAAACAGCAACCUCAUUGAUGAGGGAAGGAUCUAUGUCAUGCGUCACAUGGAAACUUAUUUUGGAGAAAGUGAGAAAGACUGGGAAUGUGGUCUCGGUCCGAGUGGAACUAAAAGCGUUGAGAUGUUCCGCAUCAAAUAUGCAAGGACCCUCUUGACAUGUAUUUACAACACUAGAGGCGGUGACAACCAGAAGAAGGCGACUCGUUUUUGGAAAGAGAAGCCCGCGAAAUUCAAGUUUGAGAAUUGGGUCGACCUAUACGGUAUUGAGUGAUGUGUGGUAUGCAUUAUAGAAUUGGUGAUGGGACAAAUAUUGGCAGCGUUUAAGCAAUCUAUUGAAUUUUAUGGUUAUCUUAUUAUUUGUAAAGUACAGUUUUUCGAACAUCCAUUAGUAUGAUUUUUGGGACCAAAA